AUGCAAUGGGACGAGGAGGCCUUCGGACGCGAAUACGACCUCGACACCCUGAACGUUGUUUGCGUCAACGACUUCAACAGCGGCGCCAUGGAGAACAAGGGUCUCCUCAUCUUCAACUGCCAUUCCCUGUUGGCGCACCCCGAUAUCAGUACAGACAUCGAGUUCUCUCAAGUGAUUUCAACGGUGGCCCACGAGUACUUCCACAACUGGACGGGCAACAGAGUGACAAUUCGAGACUGGACCGAGUUGUGGCUUAAGGAAGGCCUAACAACGUUCCGCGAGCGGCUGUUCAGCACCACUUUGGCGCCUGCUGCUGUGCACCGGAUCGAAGACAUGAAGCGGCUCAUAAAUUUGCAGUUUCCAGAAGAUAGUGGGGCCCUUGCAACUCCUGUGAGGCCGGAGAGCUACCUUGCAGUCCACAACCUCUACAACCGGACCACCUACUGGAAGGGAGCAGAAGUGAUGCGCAUGGUACGCACCAUCUUGGGCGAGGAGAAAUACCGCAAGGGAAUGGAUUUGUACUUCAGAAGGCACGACGGAAUGGCCGUGACCUCAGAAGAUUUCAGGGCGGCGAUGUCAGAAGCCAGCGGCAUCGACCUCUCAGCAUUCGACUUGUGGUUCCGCCAAGCGGGUACUCCUACAUUGCGAGUCGUUUCUGUUAGCUUCGACAGCUUUAUGGGGGCUUACACCAUAACACUUCAGCAGAAGGUAGAACCAACGCCGGGAGAGCCCGAAAAGAAGCCACUGUUGGUGCCUGUGGCCAUUGGUCUCAUCGGCAGACGCAGCCACAAGGAUCUUCUGAACCCCCCCACGCAGGUGGUGCUGAUGACGCAAGAGGUGCAGAGCUUCCGCUUUACAGGCAUUCGAGAGGCCUGCGAGCCUUCGAUACUGCGGGACUUUGCAUUCGACUUGUGGUUCCGCCAAGUGGUGCUGAUGACACAAGAGGUGCAGAGCUUCCGCUUUACAGGCAUUCGAGAGGCCUGCGAGCCUUCGAUACUGCGGGACUUCUCUGCCCCGGUUAAUCUGGUUUAUGAACAGACGGUGGAUCAGCUUGCCUUCUUGGCGGCGUACGAUACGGAUCCCGUCAACAAAUGGAGAGCUGUCCAGAACCUCGCAACGCGAGUCAUUCUGGGUAGAGUUAAAAAUGCAAGGAGAGACAGGAACAUAGAUGCACUCCCGGCUCUAGACAAGGCGUUCCUUAACGCGUUCAGCGCUGUUCUCAUGGACUCCGGGAGCGACAAGAACGUCAAAGGCCUGACUUUACGUCUGCCUGAGAUAGCGGAAUUGGAGAGCCAUGUAGAGCCAGUGGACCCGGUGGCUCUGCACAGUGCUCGUUACUCCGUGAUGCUCGAUUUGGCGGCGGCGUUCAAGGCGGAUAUGCUUAAUUUGUACAAAGACCUCACGGUGCACAGGGUUGAGAUAUUUGAUCAUCAAGAUAUGGGCAGGCGACGCCUCCGGAAUGAAAUCCUGUCCUACCUGUGCAGCGCCAGAGAUCGCGAGGCCGCACUGCUUGCCUAUCAGCACUUCCUUUCUGCAAAGUGCAUGAGUGACAAGUUCUACGCCCUCAGGUGUCUAUCCAGUAUGCAGCAACCUGAAAGACAAAAGGCAUUCGACCUGUUCUAUGCAGAGGCAAAGGGCAACGCCCAGCUGAUAGACCAUUGGUUCCGCUUGCAGUCAGCAGCUGAGCUGCCGGACCAGCUGGAGCGCAUUGAGUUGCUGUUGGAGCAUCCUGACUUCUCCUAUGAGAACCCAAACAGGCUUCGAUCCGUCUUCUCGGUGCUGAGGCAGGUCAACUAUCUGCACUUCCACCGGGAAGACGGCAAGGGAUACAGGCUCGUAGCGGAUGCUGUUCUGAAGGUUGAUAAAUUCAAUUCUAGUAUGGCCGCCACGCUGGCGGGCCACUUGAAGGGCUGGAGGGCCUAUGUUUUCGAUAGACAAGUUCUCAUGAAGGAGCAGUUGCAGAGAAUUUUGGCAGAGCCUUCUUUGUCUGAUGCAGUGAGGGAGGUUGUCUCGCGAUCACUUGCGAAGUAG
Molecule: messenger RNA, 2031 nt
Organism: Eimeria mitis
Lineage: Eukaryota; Apicomplexa; Conoidasida; Eucoccidiorida; Eimeriidae
Exons: 11
Coding region: 1-2031 (676 amino acids)
Biological process (GO): proteolysis
Molecular function (GO): metallopeptidase activity; zinc ion binding
Source: RefSeq, a predicted model, not a curated record